AUGGACCCAGACACCAGCUCCCGGUAUUUCUGUGCCACUGAGACUCAAGGGGAACCCGCAGAUGCAGCUGCUGGGCAUGAGUCCUGUAAGAACUACACCAAGGAAACUCCAAACUUGACCAAGAAAAAACCUACGCAGAAGAGGCAGAGGAGUGCAUCUUCAUCCCUGGCCCAAAGGAACAUCGUGGGCUGCAGAAUUUCUCACAAGUGGAAGGAAGGGGAUGGACCCAUCACCCAUUGGAGAGGAACGGUUCUGGAUCAGGUGGCCAUAAAUCCCUCUCUCUAUCUGGUGAAAUACGAUGGAAUAGACUGUGUCUAUGGAUUGGAACUUCACCAAGAUGAAAGGGUGUUGUCCCUUAAAGUGCUCUCUGAUGCAGUAAAACCAUCCCCAGUCCCUGAUUCCAAAAUUGCUGAUACCAUAAUUGGCAAAGUGGUGGAGCACAUAUUUGAGGGUGAGCAUGGCUCAAAAGAUCAAUGGAGGGGGAUGGUUCUGGCCCAAGCUCCUAUCCUUAAUACCUUCUUUUACAUUACCUAUACGAACGACCCAGUCUUAUACAUGUACGAGCUUCUGGAUGAUUAUAAAGAGGGUGAACUCCGAAUUCUGUCAAAGUAUAAUGAGAUUCCUCCACUAGAUGUGGACCUGGAAUUUGAGGAUGAUCUGAUAGGAAAACAUGUUGAAUAUACCAAUGAUGAUGGCACCAAAAGAGAGGGAAAGAUGGUUGGCAAAGUAGAAGCCCUACCAUCAGUGUAUUUUAUUAAAUUUGACGAUGAUUUUCAUAUCUAUGUCUAUGACUUUGUGAAAAAUGCCUAA
This is a messenger RNA of Myodes glareolus (Bank vole), 810 nucleotides long. Lineage: Eukaryota; Metazoa; Chordata; Mammalia; Rodentia; Cricetidae. The record is from RefSeq and is a predicted model, not a curated record.